Messenger RNA from Lampris incognitus (smalleye Pacific opah), 1582 nucleotides. It is a transcript of the gene hspb7, whose product is annotated as heat shock protein family, member 7 (cardiovascular). Gene Ontology annotation, biological process: heart development. Lineage: Eukaryota; Metazoa; Chordata; Actinopteri; Lampriformes; Lampridae. Gene Ontology annotation, cellular component: nucleus; cytoplasm. The record is from RefSeq and is a predicted model, not a curated record. Bases 338 to 820 code for a protein of 160 amino acids. The transcript is spliced from 3 exons.
UCCAGUUACGGACACACGCGUAGAGAGGAAACAGUAGGGAGACGCUACGAAAGUAAGCCCAUAAAAGCAAGUAAGCUAAUAGGCAAGGAGUUUUGCAGAACCCAAACCAAGGGAUAACCAGGCACACUCAACUGAAAGAAAAAGAAAAGCUAGAGAAGGGGGGGGGGGGCAGUUGCUGUCCAAUUAUCGCGACGUUUUGAAGAAAUAAACCGGCUGAGAUUUCUGGAGCAGCGUCGUUUCCCUCCGCCUCCCGAUUCUUCUUCUCUUUUCACUCUCCCUCUCUGCCUCCCCAAAGCAGGACUCCUCUGACCCACCUUCCUGGCACUCUUAGCCAUCCAUGAGUGUGACCAACUCCUCUGCCUAUCGAUCGGAGCGCAGUUUCCACCAGACCUCUUCCUCGUCAUCCUCGUCGUCUUCGUCCUCUGGAAACCCAUACAUGGAGAAGAGCAGGGGACUGUUUGCUGAGGACUUUGGCUCCUUCAUGAGGCCUGGGAAUGACGCCUUGGGGUUCCCCAGUGCAGCUGGGAAGAUCAAGACCCUCGGGGACUCGUACCAGUUCACAGUCGAUGUCCGGGACUUUUCCCCCGAGGACGUCAUCGUCACAACUUCCAACAACCAGAUUGAAGUGCGUGCAGAGAAGUUGGCUCAGGAUGGCACUGUGAUGAACACGUUCACCCACAAGUGCCAGCUGCCGGAGGACGUGGACCCCACCUCCGUGACGUCAUCACUCGGCACCGAGGGAACUCUGACAGUCAGGGCACGCAGACAUCAGGCCAAACACGAGCACACGCAGACCUUUCGCACGGAGAUCAAGAUCUAGAGGCGGACUUCGCUCCUCCGCCACGGCUCCCCAUUCCCUCACCUGGGUUUUGUAUGCUACUUCCCCCAUUUCCUGCCUUCUGCAAAGUCACUGUACAUUCUGCUGCAUGAGUGCUGUUGUAAUGAAACAUAGUGUGUCUUCUCUCCUCCAUGACUGCACCUGUGUAUCAUGUUAAUUUGUUUUGUUUUCGGAGUAAACUGCAUACACAUGUUAAAUAUGCAAGCUCAUUAUAUUGAUGCUUUUUUUUUUUAAAAACAGCCUGAGACACGUGCACAUACACAUUCUCACUCCCUCAAACGCUCACAGCACUUUCUCUGUACCCCUCUCUCUGAAUCUCUAACUCAAUUCUGCAACUUCUACUCAACUUGGAUACUUCUGACUGUUCGCUAAUAAUUUAUUGUAUACUGUUAUUUGUCUGAACAAAUGUUCCUGUUUUGCAAGUAAAAGCACCAACACGUCGAUUGUUGGCCAACGAUAGAUGUGUGGUGUUGCGCCUUAAUCGAUAUUUCUGUCAAAAGUGGAUGAAGAGAACGAAUUCACGAAAUAAACCACCGUAGGAUUUCCCUUACGAAUAAAACAAUGUGCGCUUUAUUCGUAAAAACUUGUGUACUUUGUGCUGCAUGAAGUACACAAGUUUUUAAGUCUAGAAAAUUGAAAUCUUCUGAGUCCUUUUGAAUCAAACGUGUGAUAUACGCGCUGACAACAUGCAUUUUGCAAAAAUAAAUCCUAUACUUGAACCGCUGAAUCUCGAUUUGCUUGUAA